Messenger RNA from Vicugna pacos (alpaca), 1903 nucleotides. RefSeq names its product peroxisomal biogenesis factor 14 (gene PEX14). Gene Ontology annotation, cellular component: peroxisomal importomer complex; peroxisomal membrane. Gene Ontology annotation, biological process: protein import into peroxisome matrix, docking. The record is from RefSeq and is a predicted model, not a curated record. Gene Ontology annotation, molecular function: signaling receptor binding. NCBI's taxonomy places the organism in Eukaryota, Metazoa, Chordata, Mammalia, Artiodactyla, Camelidae.
AGGGCGCUUGGGAGAAACCUCGCCCAGCAGCGAUAGAUUAGUCAGGCCUUAGAAAGAUGGCGUCCUCGGAGCAGGCAGAGCACCCGAGCCAGCCCAGCUCUACUCCAGGAAGUGAAAAUGUGGUGCCUCGAGAGCCGCUGAUUGCCACAGCAGUGAAGUUUCUGCAGAAUUCUCGGGUCCGCCAGAGCCCACUUGCAACCAGGAGAGCAUUCCUUAAGAAGAAAGGGCUGACAGAUGAAGAGAUUGAUUUGGCUUUCCAGCAGUCGGGCACGGCUGCCGAUGAGCCUGCGUCCUUGGGCCCAGCCACACAGGUGGUUCCUGUCCAGCCCCCUCACCUCGUUUCGCAGCCAUACAGCCCUGCGGGCUCCCGGUGGAGAGAUUACAGCGCCUUGGCCAUCAUCAUGGCAGGGAUUGCGUUCGGCUUUCACCAGCUCUACAAGAAAUACCUGCUCCCCCUCAUCACGGGCGGCCGCGAGGACAGGAAGCAACUGGAGAGGAUGGAGGCGAGUCUCUCGGAGUUGAGUGGCAGCGUGGCACAGACAGUGACACAGUUACAGGUGACUCUCGCCUCCGUCCAGGAGCUGCUGAUUCAGCAGCAGCAGAAAGUCCAGGAGCUUGCCCACGAACUGGCUGCAGCCAAGGCCACUACGUCCACCAACUGGAUCCUGGAGUCCCAGAACAUCAAUGAACUCAAGUCAGAAAUUAACUCCUUGAAAGGGCUUCUUUUAAAUCGGAGGCAGUUCCCACCCUCCCCUUCAGCCCCGAAGAUCCCCUCCUGGCAGAUCCCGGUCAAGUCGCCGUCCCCCUCCAGCCCUGCUACCGUGAACCACCACAGCAGCAGUGACAUCUCGCCCGUCAGCAAUGAGUCCACGUCGUCCUCGCCCGUGAAGGAGGGCCACAGCCCCGAGGGCUCCACGGCCACGUACCACCUGCUGGGCCCCCAGGAGGGGGGCGAGGGGGUGGUGGACGUCAAGGGCCAGGUGAGGAUGGAGGUGCAGGGUGAGGAAGAGAAGAGGGAGGACGAGGAGGACGAGGAGGAUGAGGACGUGAGCCGCGUGGACGAGGAGGACUGCCUGGGGGUACAGAGGGAGGACCGCCGGGGAGGGGACGGGCAGAUCAACGAGCAGGUGGAGAAGCUGCGGCGGCCCGAGGGCGCCAGCAACGAGAGCGAGCGGGACUAGGCGCCGGGGGUCGUGGGCCAGGUGCGGACGUGGCCUCGAGCCCGGCAGGGGUGGCGUGAGGACCGAUGCCUGUCCCCCCGUGGGCUCACCUUUCCAUGCGCCCAGCCUGCCACCUCCUCGGCUCAGCCCCAGACAGGCAGGCCUCCACCUUGUCCUUGUGUCAAGCCGAGGGCGCUGAACUCUGGGCUCAAGCCCCCCAGCCCCUCCCGGGCAGACGCUCUGUCCAGGGGUGUCUGCUGAGCGUCUUAGCCAGCCUAACACCGUGCAUGACAAGAGGUAGUUUUAUUACCUGACUCCUGACCCUCAGCAGAGGAGGAGCCGCGUGACCUGGCAUCUGCCAUCCCCUCCCUCUGCCUGCGGCUCCCUCACUGCUUCUCGCCGGUGGCCAAGGGGCCUCCCUGACAUGGUUCCAAAAGCAGGCAGCCCUGCGCGUCUCUCUGGCGGGGGCCCCACAGCCGGCCCUGCCCGGAUGAUGCCGCAGCCCCAGCCCCACCGUGCCCGGUCGUGCUGCACCUCUGACUGUCCGCUUGCCGCAUCGUGGCCCAGCUACCGCCGUGGGGAGAUGGGGUUCCGCCCCCACGCAGGAGCCGAGCAUCAGGGCCUUCCUGUCUGUCCCCGCCCUGCUCCCUAAACACGUGUUCCUGUGUGUGAUCAGAUAUAGGUUUCAGAGUCUAAGAUACGACUGUAUAUAAUUGUAAUAAAUACGAGUUGCCACUAUUUAA